Molecule: messenger RNA, 1099 nt
Organism: Nematolebias whitei (Rio pearlfish)
Lineage: Eukaryota; Metazoa; Chordata; Actinopteri; Cyprinodontiformes; Rivulidae
Gene: rpsa
Product: ribosomal protein SA
Exons: 8
Coding region: 108-1058 (316 amino acids)
Biological process (GO): ribosomal small subunit assembly; cytoplasmic translation
Cellular component (GO): 90S preribosome; cytosolic small ribosomal subunit; ribosome
Molecular function (GO): structural constituent of ribosome; laminin receptor activity
Source: RefSeq, a predicted model, not a curated record
GACGUCACGUCCUCUGAGCGCUCUCUUUUUCACCGUGUGCGCUGACUUCCAAACGGCGUUGUUUCGUGCUCUCCCACUUAAAUCGUAACGCAGGGAAAGUGGUCACGAUGUCCGGAGGUCUGGAUGUCCUUCAGAUGAAGGAGGAGGAUGUGCUGAAGUUCCUGGCUGCAGGAACCCACCUGGGAGGCACCAACCUGGACUUCCAGAUGGACCAGUACGUCUACAAGAGAAAAAGUGACGGUGUUUACAUCAUAAACCUGAAGAAGACCUGGGAGAAGCUGCUCCUGGCAGCCAGGGCUAUUGUUGCAAUCGAGAACCCAGCUGACGUGUGCGUCAUCUCCUCCAGAAACACCGGACAGAGGGCUGUGCUGAAGUUUGCCUCUGCCACCGGUUCUACCACCUUCCAUGGCCGCUUCACCCCCGGUACCUUCACCAAUCAGAUCCAGGCUGCUUUCAGAGAGCCCCGCCUCCUGAUUGUGACUGAUCCCCGCGCUGACCAUCAGCCUCUGACAGAGGCUUCGUACGUCAACAUCCCCACCAUCGCCCUGUGCAACACCGACUCCCCACUGAGAUACGUGGACAUUGCCAUUCCUUGCAACAACAAGGGUCACCACUCUGUGGGUCUCAUGUGGUGGAUGUUGGCAAGAGAGGUUCUCAGGAUGAGGGGAACCAUCUCCAGGGAGCACCCAUGGGAGGUCAUGCCUGACUUGUACUUCUACAGGGACCCUGAAGAGAUUGAGAAGGAGGAGCAAGCUGCAGCCGAGAAGGCCGUAGUAAAGGAGGAAUUCCAGGGCGAAUGGAGCGCGCCUCCUGCUGAGUUUGCCCAGCCUGAGGUGGCUGACUGGGCUGAGGGCGUUGCUGUGCCCUCUGUUCCCAUCCAGCAGUUCCCUGCAGCUACUGCUGCUACAGCUGCUGCCGCCGUCGCUGCACCACCGGUCAAGACUGGUGAAGUCUUUUCUGCUGAAGACUGGAGUACUCAGCCUGCCACAGAUGACUGGUCCACUGCUCCCACUGCUCAGGCCUCUGACUGGGGUGGUGCUACUUCUGACUGGGCUUAAACCUUUGACCAUGGCAACAAUAAAUGUGUUUUACACUUUGA